ACCUGGUAUAAAAUGAGAUAAAAGGGAAAGGUUUGCCUUUGUAUAAGCUCUCUCGCACAGGUUCCUCUUUUGGUUGGAUUAUAGAGAGAAAGCCAUUGAAAGAUGAGCGGUGUAGGGAAGAAGGUUGUCGAUGUGGCGUUCAAGGCGUCAAAGACGAUCGAUUGGGAUGGGAUGGCGAAGAUGAUCGUCACCGACGAGGCUCGCAAGGAGUUCUCCUCCCUCCGCCGUGCCUUUGAGGAAGUCAAUUCCACUCUUCAGACCAAAUUCAGUCAGGAACCAGAACCUAUUGAUUGGGAGUACUACAGAAAAGGACUUGGAUCUCGUAUAGUUGAUUCUUACAAAGAAUAUUAUGACAGUGUUGAAAUCCCCAAGUUUGUAGACAAGACCACUCCUGAGUACAAACCUAAAUUUGAUGCACUGUUGGUGGAAUUGAAAGAGGCUGAGCAGAAAUCCCUCAAGGAAUCUGAAAGAUUGGAAAAAGAAAUUGCAGAUGUCCAGGAUCUGAAGAAAAAACUUAGCACCAUGACAGCAGAUGAAUAUUUUGAGAAACACCCAGAGUUGAAGAAGAAAUUUGAUGAUGAAAUCAGAAAUGAUUAUUGGGGAUACUGAUUUGUUGGUGAGAAAGCCAUUUGAAUUGAUUCCUUUUUGUUUGAGAUUUUAAUUUGUAGAAAUAAAAACAAGAUGAACAAACAAACAAACAAACACAAGAUGUUGUCUAUUUAUCCACUCCAGAGGUAAUGUAACUUUCUGUUUUGAUAUGAUGAAGGGCAAGGUAUAAAAUGACCAAAUCCAUCAACAUGAAUUCCAAA
Lactuca virosa is the source of this 809-nucleotide messenger RNA. NCBI's taxonomy places the organism in Eukaryota, Viridiplantae, Streptophyta, Magnoliopsida, Asterales, Asteraceae. The record is from the annotation of a GenBank genome assembly.